This is a messenger RNA of Dermatophagoides pteronyssinus (European house dust mite), 1871 nucleotides long. RefSeq lists its product as uncharacterized. Gene Ontology annotation, cellular component: phagophore assembly site; autophagosome; membrane. Gene Ontology annotation, molecular function: ATP binding; protein serine/threonine kinase activity. The record is from RefSeq and is a predicted model, not a curated record. Lineage: Eukaryota; Metazoa; Arthropoda; Arachnida; Sarcoptiformes; Pyroglyphidae. Gene Ontology annotation, biological process: autophagosome assembly; protein autophosphorylation; peptidyl-serine phosphorylation.
GAUAAUGAUAAUAUUAUUAAAAACGGACAACGACGUGAUAAUGAUGAUGAUGAAGAUGAUCCAUUUGAAAUAAUGACUAAAUUAAUGAUCAAAAAUGAUCGUAUGCAACAAUUAUUUGGUAAAGAAAAAACAGAAAAUAGUGAUGAACAACAAUCACAAAAAUCAAUUUUGAUUGAUGAAUUACAAAAAUUAUUGGAUGAUAAAAAAACUGAUCUUUAUAAACAGGAACAGCAACCACAACCACAACAACAACCUAAACAAGAACAACAUCAACAACAACAACAACCUAAACAAGAGCAUCAUCAUCAACAACAACAACCUAAACAAGAACAUCAACCCAAACAAGAACAUCAGCAACAACCUAAGAAUGAAACAAUAAAAAUUUCCACGGAAAAACAAUCAAUUGGUAAAGAAGAAAAUAUUGACAUAAAUCAUAAUGAUAAUAAUGGCCAAGAUAUUGCAACAACAAAUUUACCAGAAACACCAAAAUGGUUAUUAUUCAAUGGAUAUCGAUAUCAAAAACUUUUAGCUGAAGGAACAUAUGGAAAAAUUUUCGUUGCUGAAAAUAUAAAAACUAGUGAAAAAGUUGCAAUCAAACAGAUUGAUCGUAAUAAUAUAUUAAUUAAACAAUGGUUAGAUAGUGGUUGUUUAGAUAGUGAAAUGAAAAUUUCAUUAGCCAUUCGACAUCCAAAUGUGCUUGGUGCUAUUGAUGUUUUAAAAUUUCGUUCAAUUGCAUUUAUGGUGAUGCCAUUAAUUGAAGGUGGAAAUGUGAAACAAAUAAUGUAUGGUCAACGAAAACCAUUCAAUGAAAAACAGGCGAAAAAAUGGUUUUUCGAUUUAUCAAAAGGAUUAAAUUAUCUACAUCGUAAUCGAAUUGUACAUCGUGAUCUAAAAUUAGAUAAUCUUUUUAUUAAUUCACAAAAUGAUCGUUUAAUAAUUGGUGAUUUUGGUUUUUCAAAAAUAUUACCAUCAUCCAUUGAUACAAGUAAUGAUUUAACUAAAAUGCCAACAACAACAACACAAAUAAUAUUUCCAAAUCAAUGUUAUUCACCUUGCGGUACUAUUGAAUAUACAGCACCAGAAGUAAAUUUUAUACGAUUAAAAUAUUUAGAAAAUCCACAUUACAAUAAUGGUCAAGGAUAUGAUGGUAAAGCAGCCGAUAUUUAUUCAAUUGGGGUAUGUUUAUUCGAAAUGUUACAUUUAUAUAAUACAUUUUUAAGACCGGAAGAAUAUUUAUUUGAAAUGGAUUUAUUACAAAAAGUACGUUUAGUUUAUCGACGACAAAUGAGACAUCAAUGGACAAUUAAUCGUCGUGUACAUGUUUCAAAUAAUUGUUCACAACUUUUAUUUAAAUUAUUACAAUUUAAAGCUGAAAAUCGUCCAACAAUAAUUGAAUUACUUGAAUCUGAUCCAUGGUUAUAUAGAAUUAAUAUUCGUGAAAAAGCUAAACGAGAAAAACUUAGACAAAUUACAACAUUAAUACAUGAAUAUAUGGCUAUGAAUGAUGAUGAUGAUAGUGAUAGUGAUAGUGAUGAAAAUGAAAAAAAUAAUAUCAAUAUGAGUAAAGAAAAACAAUUAUUAAUUACAAAAGAAAAAUUUCAAUCAUUACAACAACAACAACCACCGCCAUCACCACAACCACAACCAAAACAAACCUUUUUUACAAAAUUUAUUAAAAGUAUACCGUUAAAAUUAGAUUGGGAAAAACCAAUUAAAACAAAAAAUAAACCAAUUAAACCAUCUAAAACAAGAAUAAGAAAUAUACGUACAUUGGAUCGUUGAUAAAAACAAACAAACAAAAAUCAAAUCAAUUAAAUUAAUUAAAUAAUCAAUUUUAUAAUUUGAAAAUUGUGAAAUUUUUAAAAAUAUUU